AGGAUUCGUUUGGACAAAAUGACAACCUUAACUUGCCCAGUGGGGCUGUCUCUGGAGUGCUUUGUGUGCGCCAAGAAUAAGGUGCGCGCUGUGCAAGCAAUGCGAUCUGGCGCCAAAAAUUCGACAUCGGUAAAAAAUAAGAGACUGCUCGAAAAAGAAUUCAUGACCCCCGAAGUUGUUUGCAAGGGCUGCAAGGUGCAGCGGUAUUGCAGCUUGACCCAUCUCCUGGAGGACCGCGCGGAACACGUAGACCUGUGCCGGGUGCUAAGAGAUCUUUUAACUUUGCAAAAGCUGGAGCACCCGCUACUGCAGCAUGGCGUGAUCUCGAGCCCAGAUCAGUUACAAAUGGUCAUCUCCCAGCUGAAACUUGUCCUCCGUGUCAAGCUCCGGCGUCCUCUUACUCCGCGGGAGCAUCAUGUAAUCAGCAAUCCAGGCAUAUGUGAGGUGUGCUUUAAAACCGGAGCGCCCCUAAAAGUCUGCAAGGAUUGUGCAGGAGUCGCCUAUUGUUGCGAGGACCACCGUCACCAGGACGCGAAAAAGCACAGUCCCAAAGAGUGCCGAACUCUAGCCCUGAUCUCCAGUCCAUUCCGGCAAUUUGACUGUUUAUUAAACCUAAAAAGCUUCCACCAGUGCGUUGACUUGAGCAGGAGUCACCUGAUUGAUGCCUUCUUCAAAGCCACGACCCUGAGGAUUGAUGAUAAUCCCCAGAACAUUGCGGCUUGCUCCUCCUUCAGCGGAAUUGCCAGCACGUGUCUGGCUUUAACGAAUAUUUCCUGGAUCUCAUAUGAGUAUAGCGCCGUUAUCGUUUACGUGGUGGGAGCCACUGAGGAGCAUCUGCGGUACUUUCAGGAGAUGCACCUGAGAUUCUUCUUUCUGCAGUACCAAAGCAUACAAAAUUUGGAUUUGUACUUCAUUGGACCCAAUCUUCUGCCUAGAGAGUCUUCCUCCAAGAAGGUCUUUCGAUUUCGGGGCCUGUUGCGGACCGUGGUAAAGCAUUUCUUCUCUGAGACCUUCACCACCUUCGCGGAAACUAUGAAGGUAGAUCCCACAGUGAUCCUCUUGCUGGAACCCGAUUUUAUCCACAUGGGUACGGCCACGGAGCAACUAGUCAGCCAAUUGGUAGGACAAAAGAACGGAGGCGCAGUGGAUUUCGAUUGGCAGAGUUGCCUGGGAACUCUCCUUCGGACAUAUGGCGUUCCAAUUUGCUACACGUCUCCCACAAGGUUCCAGGCCAUGGCAGACUUUACUGCCUUCCACAUAAUAGCUUUAAUUAACAAUGUAACUAUAGAACGAGUGUACAACAUAACCGAGAAUCCAUAUCGGGAAAUAUUGCCACUGUACAAUUUCUCGGACUUGCACAAUGAGAGGAUCAUCUAUGCCAACAACUACCUGGAGGUGAUCUUCUCGAGUAUAAAAAGGGUAUAGUAUUUGUUUCCAG
Messenger RNA from Drosophila kikkawai, 1438 nucleotides. RefSeq lists its product as uncharacterized. Lineage: Eukaryota; Metazoa; Arthropoda; Insecta; Diptera; Drosophilidae. The record is from RefSeq and is a predicted model, not a curated record.